Schizosaccharomyces osmophilus is the source of this 963-nucleotide messenger RNA. Its product is annotated as Alpha/Beta hydrolase fold, DUF1749 family protein. NCBI's taxonomy places the organism in Eukaryota, Fungi, Ascomycota, Schizosaccharomycetes, Schizosaccharomycetales, Schizosaccharomycetaceae. The transcript has a single exon. The coding region runs from base 1 to 963 and encodes 320 amino acids. The record is from RefSeq and is a predicted model, not a curated record.
AUGGGUUCCAAUACUCCUGUUCAUCUCUCUUCUUUUCCUGGAAUUCUUCAUCAAUAUACCCCUAAACUCGUUGGUUUUGAAUUCGUUAGCUCUAGUGGAAAAACGGCCUCUUCCUGCAAAGACCGUCCUUUACUUCUUUUUGUUGGUGGACUUGGCGACGGUUUAGUAACGGUUCCCUACGUUCCAAAAUUGGUAGAACCUCUUGAUCAACUUGGCUGGAGUGUUAUUCAAGUCCACACCCAGUCGUCUUACAUUGGAUGGGGAACAGGAAGUCUUGUUCGUGACGACGAGGAUUUACAUAAUGCUGUUGAAUUUUUUGCUCAUCUCGGCGGCGCUGACUACAACUCCAGGAAAAUCGUUUUGAUGGGCCAUUCCACGGGUUCUCAGAAUGUCCUUUAUUAUCUCUCUCAAUCUUCUCUUGACAACCAUUUAGCUGCUGCAAUUGCCCAGGCUUCGGUGUCUGAUCGUGAAGGUUGCUACAAUACGAUCGGCGUUGACAAGACACACGAAUUACUUGCUUGGGUAAAAAAGGAUUACAUUGAUAAGGGUCUUGGAGAUGAUGUUUUGCCUAGAAGCAAGAUUGCUCAUGUAAUGGGUGAUACCCCUGUAUCUGCAAAUCGGUUCAUGGAUUUAGUAUCUGUUCGUGGUCGCGAUGACUUUUUCUCUACCGACUUGACCUCUGAUGACUUUGCCAAAACAUUUGGCAGUAUCAAACCAAUUACUGGAACUCAUAAUUACAGUCGUCUUGCUUUGUUUAUGUCUGGGAAAGACGAAUUUCUCGCAAAGGAUGUCAACCGUGAAGAGGUUGUCCAGAGAUUUAGACAAGCCAUUCGUCCACAGACUUCUAAUAGCGAUUUCAGCGGGGUCAUUCCUGGUGCUACUCACAACGUAGGAGAGUCAUCCGAACCCGGAGCUUUGGAAUGGCUUAUUGAACACCUUGUCGAAGUAUUAAAGCAUCUCUAA